Raphanus sativus (radish) is the source of this 2106-nucleotide messenger RNA. Its product is annotated as protein NARROW LEAF 1. The record is from RefSeq and is a predicted model, not a curated record. The coding region runs from base 224 to 1984 and encodes 586 amino acids. Lineage: Eukaryota; Viridiplantae; Streptophyta; Magnoliopsida; Brassicales; Brassicaceae. The transcript has 6 exons.
AGACAACCACCAUCAACAGUUACAAAGAAAUUAUUAUGCAGCAGCCAUUGCUAUCAUCAUCUCUCCCCCUCCUCGUCGUCUUCAUCCAUCUCUCUCUCUCUCUCCCCUUAAAUGCAGCUACCUCUUUAGCUCCCAUUUUCUCAUGAACUCCUCGCUGAUACUCCCACCAAUCGUCUUGUCGAGCUGAAACAAUACGGUGGUGUUUUUUUUGUCAGCAGCAGCUAUGACUUUGGGAGGUUGGGGUCAGAGACUCAUCCAAGCAGUAUCCUCUGAAUCAGAGGACUCUGCUUUGGACUUAGAGAGAACCCAUCACUGUAACCACAACAUGAGUCUUCCAUCAUCUUCAAGCCCUUCUCCUCUUCACCCAUUCACGCUCAACACCCAGCACGCAGAGAGCAAUGCCCCUUACUUCUCCUGGCCUACCCUCACCCGCCUUAACGACGCUGUACAAGACCGAGCCAACUACUUUGGUCAUCUCCAGAAAGGUGUUUUGCCUGAAAUCGUUGGGAGGCUGCCUUCAGGACAGCAAGCCACCACCCUGCUUGAGCUCAUGACUAUCAGAGCGUUUCAUAGUAAGAUCUUACGCCGGUUUAGCCUCGGUACUGCAGUUGGGUUCCGGAUAACUCACGGCGUGUUAACGAAUACUCCAGCGAUACUUGUGUUUGUUGCUAGGAAAGUCCAUAGGCAAUGGCUGAAUCCAAUGCAGUGCCUUCCUUCUGCUCUUGAGGGUCCUGGUGGGGUAUGGUGCGAUGUAGAUGUUGUGGAGUUCCAAUAUUAUGGUGCACCUGCUGCUACCCCAAAGGAACAGGUUUAUAAUGAACUUGUAGAUGGCUUGAGAGGAAGUGAUCCCUGCAUUGGCUCUGGCUCUCAGGUAGCAAGCCAAGAAACGUAUGGAACGUUGGGAGCUAUAGUGAAAAGCAGAACGGGUAACCAUCAGGUUGGUUUCCUUACUAACCGGCACGUGGCAGUUGAUUUGGACUAUCCAAGCCAGAAAAUGUUUCACCCUUUACCUCCAAGCCUUGGACCUGGUGUCUACCUCGGUGCAGUUGAGAGAGCUACAUCUUUCAUCACAGAUGACCUGUGGUACGGCCUAUUUGCUGGUACAAAUCCAGAAACAUUUGUGAGAGCAGAUGGUGCUUUUAUUCCAUUUGCGGAAGAUUUCGAUACGAGCAAUGUAACCACGGUGAUAAAGGGUAUAGGUGAGAUAGGCAACGUACAAGCCAUAGACUUGCAGUCUCCGAUUGAUAGUCUCAUUGGGAAACAAGUUGUGAAAGUUGGAAGAAGCUCUGGGUACACCAAGGGAACUGUGAUGGCUUAUGCAUUGGAGUACAACGACGAGAAAGGGAUCUGUUUCCUCACGGACUUUCUGGUGAUCGGUGAGAACCAGCAGACUUUUGACCUUGAAGGUGACAGUGGAAGCCUUAUACUGUUAACGGGUCCGAACGGUCAGAGGCCACGACCGGUUGGGAUCAUUUGGGGAGGGACUGCUAACAGAGGAAGACUGAAACUAAUAGCGGGUCGAGAGCCUGAGAACUGGACGAGUGGAGUUGAUCUUGGUCGGCUUUUGGAUCUUUUGGAGCUUGAUCUCAUCACAUCUAACCAUGAGCUUGAAGCUGCUGCAAGAGAAGAGAGAAACAACACUACUUCGCUUACAGGCUUUGAUUCAACGGUUAGCCAGUCAUCCCCACCUGACCCGGUUCCCUCAGGAGACAAGCAAGAUGAAAACUUUGAGCCGUUUGUCCCGCCUGAGUUUCACAUAGAAGAGGCUAUCAAAACGAGACCUGAAGUAGAGGAGCAUCUCUUCAUUGCUCCUUUGUUGUUUACUUCUUCUGGUAGUAAAGGGGAAGAGAAACAUAAAGUUGAUGAUCUUGUCGCUUUAAAGAACAGUUCAGAUGAAGAGGAUGAUAGCGUAUCGUUGCAUUUAGGUGAGCCUAAACUAAAGAAACAAAAGUUUUCAUUAGGUGAAGCCACAAAUUAUAUGUAAGGGUUGUAACUGUGCAUAGUAUUGUUAUUCUUUGCGGACGUAUAUUAUACAGUCCAAGACACGUAUACAGACUAGCGAAACUGCAUAAGCUUAUGUUGUAUGAAAAUGAAAUUCAAAGGUAA